Molecule: messenger RNA, 1584 nt
Organism: Ipomoea nil (Japanese morning glory)
Lineage: Eukaryota; Viridiplantae; Streptophyta; Magnoliopsida; Solanales; Convolvulaceae
Product: zinc finger BED domain-containing protein RICESLEEPER 2-like
Exons: 5
Coding region: 1-1584 (527 amino acids)
Molecular function (GO): DNA binding; protein dimerization activity
Source: RefSeq, a predicted model, not a curated record
AUGGGGCUGGCUGAAGAUUGCAUACAAAGAGCUCAAUGUAUAGGGUGCAAAAAGAUUUUUAAAUCAGGGGAUAAAACACAUGGAACAUCAACACUGAGACGAUAUAUGAAAUCAUGCCAAUUGUUGAAAAUUCACUUUCACGAUAUAGGUCAAAUGAUUUUUGAUGUUGAUGGAAAAAUUAGGUCUAAAAAAUUAGAUAUAGAGCUAGCCCGUGAGGUGUUUGCUUCUGCGAUUGUUGAACAUGAUUGUCCUUUUGCAUUUGCUGAAUAUUCUGGUUUUAGGAAGUACCAUAAACUUCUCAAUCCUGAUGCUUCAGUUCUUUCUAGAAAUACUAUGGUUUCUGACAUUAACAAGUUAUAUGUGAAGGAGAAAUAUAAACUUCGACAAGUGAUGACUAGUAUUCCAAAUAGGAUUUGCUUGACUUCUGAUUUAUGUACUUCUUGUACUACUGAAGGAUACCUAUGUUUGAUUGGUCAUUUUGUUGAUGAGAAAUGGAAAUUAAAGAGUAAAAUACUUGCGUUUGAAAAGAUGCCUCCUCCACACACUGGUUUUGAAUUGACACAAAAAAUAUAUGAAAUCUUGAAGGAUUGGGGGAUUGAAAAGAAGGUGUUUUCUUUGACUUUGGACAAUGCAAGUAAUAAUGAUAGUAUGCAAGAUAAAUUGAAGGAUCAAUUGACUAUGCAUGAUAGUUUGUUGUGUGAGGGGGAGUUUUUCCAUAUUCGCUGUUCAACUCAUAUUUUGAAUUUGAUUGUCCAAGAAGGUUUAAAAGUUGCCAACCAAAGUAUGCAUAAAAUUAGAGAAUCUGUGAAGUAUGUCAAAAGUACUGAAAGUAGGAUGCAAAAUUUCAAGAGUGUGUGGCUGAAGUUGCUGGCGUUGAUACCUCAAUUGGCUUACGUUUGGAAAAUUGAAAGGUUGUUGAAAGCCGGUUUAAGUGAUGAAGACACAUUGAUGAGUGGAAUGUGUAAAAAGAUGUUAGAAAAAUUUGACAAGUAUUGGAGUGAAUAUAGUGUAGUGCUUGCUUUUGGUGAUAUUCUUGAUCCACGGUUUAAGUUAAAAGUAUUGGAGAAACUCUAUGCUAAGAUUGAGACAGAUCCUACUAAAUGCAAAGAAAAGAUUGAGUUGUUGAAAACAAAGCUUCACAAGCUUUAUGAUCAAUAUGCGAGUGUUAUUGGAUCAAGUUCAUCACAAUUACGUUCUUCAAAUGUCACGCACUCAAAAGUGGAAAGUCAAAAAGUAGUGACAACGUUGGGAAAAAAGAUGGAUAUUCUAGAUGUCACUGAUGAAGUUGUUACACCUGUUGAAAUUUCUGAAUUGGAUCGAUAUCCCAUACUUUCACGCAUGGCGCGUGAUCUUCUGGCAAUUCCUAUAACUAUUGUUGCAUCGGAGUCCGCAUUUUCUAUUGGUGCACGUGUUCUCACAAAGUAUAGAAGUUCUUUGUUGCCAGAAAAAAUGCAAACUCUUAUUUGCACUCGUAAUUGGUUGCAUGGUUUCGAACCAGAUUGUGAUGAUGUUGAUAAAGUUGAGCAAGUAAAUGAAGGAGAUGAAGGAGAUGGAGCAGAUGAAGGAGAUGAAGUAGAUGAAUGA